AUGGAGAUUUCGUAUGAAGUUUCAAUUCUCUUCUGUGAUGUCUGUACCAGGGUGGUCGAUGUCAACUCUUGGCAUGUUCCUGCUUCCAUUUUGAAAGAUGAGCCUCAUGUCAAUUCGACAGGGACAGGCCGACAUCAACUUGGACCACCUUAUGAUGUGAUAAGCUGUCUUAAUCUGCUAGAUCGCUGCGACCGACCCAUCACCUUGCUGCGUCAGAUUCACUCUAGCCUUACACCAGAAACCGGCAUCCUCCUUUUGGCAAUAGUGCUGCCACUCAAUCAAUAUGUGGAGACUGCCCCAGAUCGCCACCCAAGUGAAACUCUUGACAUUUCUGGAAGUAAAAUCUGGGAGGUUCAACUGAAUAGUCUGGUCAUCAACGUGCUCCAGCCUGCUGGUUUUGAGCUAAUACGUUUUACCAGACUGCCAUAUCUUUGUGAAGGAGAUUUUUCACGUGCUUUCUAUUCUCUCAAUGAUGUUAUUCUAGUCCUGCGACCUGUGCAUGUCUAA
Protopolystoma xenopodis is the source of this 507-nucleotide messenger RNA. NCBI's taxonomy places the organism in Eukaryota, Metazoa, Platyhelminthes, Monogenea, Polystomatidea, Polystomatidae. The record is from the annotation of a GenBank genome assembly.